Messenger RNA from Misgurnus anguillicaudatus (oriental weatherfish), 1636 nucleotides. The record is from RefSeq and is a predicted model, not a curated record. Lineage: Eukaryota; Metazoa; Chordata; Actinopteri; Cypriniformes; Cobitidae.
ACUCUGUGAUGUCAUUAAACAGACGUCAAGCAGCUGUGCCGCUGCUGGCUGAGCAAUUUGUAAACAUGGUUGGUUAUGAGCGUCUUGAACGUACCCUGUCGGUAUUUUGGUCAAUGUUUUUAUGUUUGUGGCAACAAUUUUCAUUGAUGGGUUGGCUCCUGACACAACGACAUUGUUCUGUGCAACUUCAGAGAAAUUGUGUGAACCGUAAGGCAAGGCAUGCUAACAAGCGAAUGCGACGUUACUUGCGGCUAAAAAAAACGAUACUAUUUACGUACAUGGCUACACACAGGUCUGUGCGGAGGACAUGGGUAAUUCCAAGAAUGCAGGGUAAAGUGUUUUGGGAUAGCGUAUUGAACAACUUCAAUGAAGAGAUGUGGAAGGAACACUUUCGCAUGUCUAGAGAGAGUUUUGAGUAUGUCCUGCAACUCGUGAAACCCACACUGGAACGAAAGACUACCGGCUGGCGAAAACCGCUUGAACCCCGGCUCAGACUCGCUGUUGUCCUGUGGUGGUACGCCACCCCUAGUGAAUACAGGACCAUAUCCUGUUUAUUUGGUGUCGGAAUAUCUACAGUGUGCAUGCUUGUUCGUCAGGUAACAUGUGCCCUAAAGACGACCCUGUGCAAGCGCUUUAUAUGUCUGCCUCAAGGCCAGCGUCUCCAGGAAACAAUUGAUGGCUUUGUUGCCCGUGGUUACAAAAUGUGUGCCGGCGCCAUCGACGGCUGCCACAUACCAAUCAUAAGACCAAAGGAAGACCAGGCUGCAUAUUACAAUCGAAAAGGAUGGCACUCCAUAGUGUUGCAGGCUGUUGUGGAUCACAACUUUUGCUUCACAGAUGUUUAUGUUGGUUGGCCUGGUCGAACACAUGAUGCAAGAGUGCUGUCGAACUCACCCAUAUACCACAUGGCUGAGGCCCAUGAUGGUUAUUUGUUCCCUCGUGAGAAAUCUAUAAUGGUGGAUGGAGUGACGAUACCUGUUCAUCUUAUUGGAGAUGCUGCCUACCCACUGAAGAAGUGGUUAAUGAAAGGCUUCACAAGUCACCCAAACCUGACACCUGACCAAACUAACUUUAACUUCCGUUUGAGCUCAGCUCGAAUGGUGGUUGAAAAUGCCUUCGGCCGCCUGAAAGGCAGAUGGAGAUGUUUGUUAAAGCGCAAUGAUGUUGACAUUAAUAUCAUGCCUGACAUUAUUGUAGCUUGUUGCAUCUUGCACAACAUUUGUGAACUCAGAAAAGAAAAGUUUUUGCCUGAAUGGAACAUUAACCAAAGUGAUUUUUCUACUGAGACUACUGACCAAGAUCACAACACACGAAUUGAUGAUGCACAAGCAAUUCGCAGGGCAUUGGCAACUCUCAUGUAAUUUCCAAGGAAAUCUUUGUUAUAUUUAUUGUUAGUUAAAUUAAUUUUGGGUAUCUUGUAAUUUUUUGUCUUUAAAAACAGAAACAUUUGGUUUAGAGUAUCAAACUUUUAUUUUUGCCUUUUAUUUGCAGUUGCUGGUUUCAUAGCAUAACAUAUAGAAAACCUAAAUAUGAAUGCAGUGUUAAAUCAUAUAAGUGAUUAAUAAAUUAUUACAUAAGCUUAUAAAUAAACUUGGAUAUUUUCGAAACAAAAAAGAAAUAUGUCUGCUGCUUUUGG